AUGCCGCCAAUGCAUGCGGGCGGGGAAACCAAGAGGACUCUUUGGGGAGAGCUUCCAGGCACCUUGCAUGCAUAUCGAAGUGACCACAACCACAACAGCCUAGCGAGGGAGCAAAAAAGUCGAGAGGACCGCAAGUAUCUUUACCUUGGCACGCUUGAAUACCUGUCAUUGCUGUCAAGCUCGGAGCCUGAUCCCAAGGCGCUGGGCCGUGAAAGCGCACCAACAACCCACGGUGCCACAGUCCGAUAUCCACGCAGGCGCACACACCAUCUGACGGGUUUCCUCUCCGUGUAUCUGGUCUUCACACCUUCAACUCCGGAGCUCCAUAAAAGAUUUUCCGUCCGGUCUUCGGCAGAUCCUGCCGGCGGUCCUGCAGGGAGAACUGCCGCGACCAGAUCCGAGGGUAACCAUUCGCAACUCCCGGGGUCCGUUCCCCCCUUCCCCCCAAUACCCACUCCGUCACAGCGCCGUGUUCCCGAUCCUCCUUUAAUCAUAACGCAAUUGAUAACGACGCAUAUCUAUUCCCCUCCUCCCCCCACCCCCAUGUUGGCCUCCGGUUUGCGGAAUGUAGCUCGACGGCCCGGCUGCUGCUGCUGCUGCCGAAUAUCCCCUUUCUCAGCCUUCGCCGCCGCCGCCGUCGCCGGUACUACAGCUACCGCAAGCUUCAACCUCUCCCGUCCCGUAUCCCGAUCCUUUGUUGCCGCGCGCGCAUCGCAAUCCGCAAGAAUGGCUUCAACAACGACAUCCCUCCCAAGGAUCCCUCUCUUCGAGGCCAUUUCCCGGCAUGAUCCCGAGUCCACGGCUGUAAUUCACUCCUUAUCCGGCCGCCGCUUCAAGUACGGAGAGCUCCUGGGUGACGUGCGCCGCACGCGGAACAAGCUCUUAGACUCAGCGGGCAAGUCAGAUCUUAAUGGCGAGCGCAUCGCAUUCUUGGUAGAGAACAGUUACGACUAUGUAGUGACCCUCCUCGCUGCCUUUGCCGCGCGGUCAAUCGCCGUACCUCUUUCUCCAGCCUUCCCCGCCGCCGAGCUCCAGUAUAUUCUAAACCAGAGCGAAGCGUCGCUGCUCGUGUCUUCGGCCAAGUUCGCCGCAAAAGCAAAGGAGGUUCUUGCUACAGAGCUCCUCUCAAGCCCGACGCAAGUCGAACUACAGAAGCACCUCGGUGGCAGCGUGCAUGAGCAAGUUGAACUAGAUGAUUCCGAUGCCGACGGCGCAGGCAUGAUGCUGUACACUUCAGGCACCACCAACCGACCAAAAGGUGUCCUUCUCCCCCAAUCCGUCCUCACGGCGCAAUCCAAAUCCCUAAUCGAAGCAUGGAACUACACCCCCGCGGACCACCUCCUCCAUGUCCUCCCCCUACACCACAUCCACGGCACGGUCAACGCUGUCCUCACGCCGCUCCUGUCAGGCUCCACGAUCGAGUUCAUGUUCCCCUUCAACGCCGACGCAGUCUGGAAGCGCCUCGCCGCGCCCUACAUUACCUCCAACGGUACAAACGGUACCAACGGUACCAACGGGGUCAACGGGACCAACAGCACAAACGGGACACACAAGAACAUCGCAAAGGAGAAGAUUACCUUCUUCACCGUCGUGCCAACAGUCUACUCUCGCCUCCUCGCAACCCACAAACUCCUCCCUCUCGACCCUGCGGAGCCCACACGAGAAGCCGUCUCCCCGCGCAACAUGCGCCUCGCCAUCUCCGGCUCCGCCGCUCUCCCGACGCCCAUCAAGGAGGCCUGGAAGACUCUGUCCAAGGGCAACGUCCUCCUCGAACGUUAUGGCAUGACGGAGGUCGGCAUGGCCCUCUCCUGCGGUCUCGAUUUCGCCGACCGCGUCGACGGCAGCGUCGGCUGGCCCUUGCCCGGCGUCGAAGCCCGCCUCGUCGACAUGGACACCGGCUCCGUCAUCCCUCCCGGCGAAGACGUCGACCCCAAAUCGGGCCGCGAGCGCUCCGGCGAGAUCCAGCUCCGAGGUCCCACAGUCUUCAAAGAGUACUGGCGCAACCCCGAGGCGACGGCCAAGGAGUUCGUCGAAGGCGAGGACGGCAAGGGGAAAUGGUUCAAGACGGGCGACGUCGCCGUCCGGAGACCGGUCCCGAACGCGGGGCUCAACGCCGCGCAGGCGUCCUGGGCCAAGGGCGACAUGUACUUUAUCCAGGGCCGCAAGAGCGCCGACAUCAUCAAGACGGGCGGCGAAAAGGUCAGCGCCCUCGAGGUCGAGCGCGAGCUGCUCUCCCUCCCCGAGGUGGCCGAGGCCGCCGUCGUCUCCGUCCCCUCGGGGAAGUGGGGCUCCAAGGUCGGCGCCGUUGUCAUCCUCAACACGGACGUCGUCCCACACUGGUCCCCGAUGGCCAUGCGGAGGGCCCUCCGGGAUCGGCUCGUCAACUACAAGAUUCCCCAGGUGCUCAAGGUCGUCGACCACAUCCCGCGCAACGCCAUGGGCAAGAUCAACAAGAAGCAACUAGUCCAGGCCGUCUUUGAGGACCAGUUUAGCGGUGAUGAAUUAUACACAUAUGCUUGUUUGACUAGGACAUGGAGGAAUGUGGCAUAG
Messenger RNA from Colletotrichum lupini, 2550 nucleotides. RefSeq names its product AMP-binding enzyme. The coding region runs from base 1 to 2550 and encodes 849 amino acids. NCBI's taxonomy places the organism in Eukaryota, Fungi, Ascomycota, Sordariomycetes, Glomerellales, Glomerellaceae. The transcript has 8 exons. Gene Ontology annotation, molecular function: medium-chain fatty acid-CoA ligase activity. Gene Ontology annotation, biological process: fatty acid metabolic process. The record is from RefSeq and is a predicted model, not a curated record.